UCUCUGUGGCAAAAAGGUGGCAAACAUUCGAAAUAUUUUAUGUUUAUCUAAAAUUUUUAUAUGUAUUUCAAUAUAAUUUCAAUGUAUGUGUUUUGCGAUUUCAAUAGUAUUAAAAGAAUAUAUAAAUAAGAGUUUUGCGUGUUACGCUUUCAUUUUUCUGUAAGGAAAGGCCUUUAAAAAUGGAAGAAUCGCGAGUUGAGAAAUUAAUUCACCAGAUUAAUUCCAGAAACGCCAAAAAAGUAGCUCUUCUAUUAGUAUUGGGAUUUUCUGUAUAUCAUGUACUUAUACACUUGAAAUAUGGAAGUAAUUCAUGUCACUGGUUGUUAUCUGAUGGGAGAUAUAAAGGAGAUAAGCAAUGGCAACCUUACGGUUGCAUGCUACAUUUGUAUACAGCAAUUGAUACUAGAAGAUGCUUGAGGUACAUUGCUUAUUAUGGCUUACAAACGCACUUUGUUUUUAUUGGUGAUGAAAGAAUCAGACAGCUGUAUCUGGGAUUAGCUAAACAUUUAGCCCAACAUGAAGAAUCAACCAAAUACCCUAUCGAUCAAAAUUUAUCACACGUUGAUAAUAAUUUAAAUUUUAAAUUAGAUUUUUACUGGUCGCCCGUUGUUUCUAAGGAUAUGAUGGAUAUUUUUCUGAAUUGGGAGGAGUCAGAAAAUCCACCAUCUGUCAUUGUUGCUGGUUCGGCAUUGUGGUCUAUUUUAAAAUCAAAUGAUUCUAUAUCAAUGUUGGAUCAGUACAAAUGCAACAUCACAAGAUUAGUUCAGCCCAUAAGUCAAUUAACUGAAAAGAAUUCAAAGGUCCUGUGGGCGCUUCAAGGUCCAAUUAAUACAGAAAAAUCAGUUACUGACAAAUCAUCAGCUGCAAAUAAUUUAAUAGACUUGUAUAACAAGGCAGCUAUAGAAGUGCUUUCCUAUUCAAAAGCUGAUCUGUGGUGGAGUGCACGCUUAAUUAGUCAAGGAUUGGUACUUGAAAGCCCUGAUGGUAUAUAUUUAGCAGAGAAGUCAUUAAAGCACACUACCCAAAUUUUGCUAAACAUGUAUUGUAACGAUUAUAUGAAUUUUAAUGAUGGAACAUGUUGUAGUUCAAUGGAGACUUGUACAACAUUACAGAUUGUGACGUUUGCGAUUUUAUCUAUAUGUGUGCUCAUAGCGGUAUUUAUGGGUCUUCAAGCCAUUUUCCAAAGGAUUAAAAAUAAAACAGCACAGAAAUAUCAACCGCUUCCUGAUACAGAUUCUUAUCCUCCACCAUCCAAUAUAAACAAUUACAGCACAGUUUUUAAUGCUUUAACAAAACUUUCAUUAAUAAUGGCGUAUUUCUUUAUCUGCGAUAGAACCAAUUUUUUUAUGAAAGAAAAUAAAUAUUAUUCAGAAUUCAGUUUUUGGUUACCUAUUGGUUAUGUUACCGUUUUGGGUUUGUUUUUCACAGAGGAUAGUAAACGGACAAAAAUUUUACAUAAAGAUCAGUUGAAUGAAUGUAAAGGAUGGAUGCAAAUAGUAAUUUUGGUAUAUCACGUUAUUGGAGCAAGUCAGAUUUUGGUAAUUAAAAUACGCAUAAAAGUAUUAAUAUCUGCUUACUUGUUCUUAUUAGGAUACGGAUAUUUUUCAUAUGUAUGGCAUAGAAAUGACAUUAGUAUUGUAAGUUUGUUUAAAACAUUAUUUAAAUUAAAUUUUAUGACAGUUACUUUAUGCCUUUGUAUGAAUCGGCCGUAUCAGUUUUAUUAUUUCGGCCCUUUGUUAUCUUUUUGGUAUCUUAUAACAUACUGUUUUUUGGCGUUCCCACCUUAUAUAACAGCACACCAUUGUGAGAAUAACAUAAAAUACUAUUUUUAUCUACUGAUGAAAUUCAUUUGCUUGUUUAGUAUACUUACGAUCUUUUUGUCCGAAGUCUUUUUUGAAAAAAUAUUCGUGAUGCGACCUUGGAAAGCUUUAUUUGUUACAACCAACGAUGAUAUACGGGAAUGGUGGUUCCGAUGGAAACUAGAUCGAUAUUCAACAAUGUAUGGGAUGGCUUUUAGUGCUCUACUAAUAAUAGGUCAAAAAUACAACAUAAUCGAUGAUAAUAAUCAUUCAAAUUUAUUUUCGAAACGAAUGGCUCUUAGUUUUACGUUAUUAGCAUUUUUAGGAUUAGGAAUUUAUACAACUAUUACGUUUCUAUGUGACAGUGAUUUAGAAUGCGACGAAAUCCAUUUAUAUGUUGCAUUUAUACCUUUUGUUAGUUUUAUAUUUCUCAGAAAUGUUUCAGGAAUUUUAAGAACAAGGUAUUCCACUUUUUUUGCUUGGUUUGGAGAAAUUCAUCUGGAGCUAUUUCUUAGUCAGUAUCACAUCUGGUUGGCCGCUAAUACUCAUGGAGUACUAGUGUUAAUCCCCGGCUUUCCAGUACUAAAUUUAAUAAUAACAACUUACAUAUUUGUCUGCGCAUCUCAUGAAAUGCAUCAUAUUAUAAAAGUCUUAUUACCUUAUGCAGUUCCUGACGAUUGGAAAUUUGUAUUAAGAAAUUUUAUUUUAUUUUUGGCUAUUCUAGUGCCUAUUGGUAUAAAUGAUGGAAUGUUUUAA
This is a messenger RNA of Sitophilus oryzae (rice weevil), 2555 nucleotides long. Its product is annotated as N-acetylneuraminate 9-O-acetyltransferase. The record is from RefSeq and is a predicted model, not a curated record. Lineage: Eukaryota; Metazoa; Arthropoda; Insecta; Coleoptera; Curculionidae.